Mus musculus (house mouse) is the source of this 2371-nucleotide messenger RNA. RefSeq names its product nuclear receptor subfamily 2, group F, member 1 (gene Nr2f1). The coding region runs from base 790 to 1611 and encodes 273 amino acids. The transcript has 4 exons. NCBI's taxonomy places the organism in Eukaryota, Metazoa, Chordata, Mammalia, Rodentia, Muridae. The record is from RefSeq and is marked validated. Gene Ontology annotation, molecular function: DNA-binding transcription factor activity; sequence-specific DNA binding; zinc ion binding. Gene Ontology annotation, biological process: regulation of DNA-templated transcription; intracellular receptor signaling pathway. Gene Ontology annotation, cellular component: nucleus.
ACCCCGCCCGCUGCCUGCUCAAGAUUGUGUCCCUGGGAUCGUGAGCUGUAGCUUAAAAAUCCCUCCCUUCCUCUGUUGGAUGUGCUCCGUGUGUGUCUCGUUCCCGCUUGUGUGUGAGGAUGCUUGGGGCUGUGCUAGCAUGAACUUGGGAGGGGUGAUGAUUUUCUGCAGAAAACCGUUUCUCUCCGUGUGUGUUUUUGUUUUUUGGUUUUUUUUGUUUUUCCCAUUCUACUUUCUCCUCUGCCUCAUCGUACCUUUUAUUUAUAAUGGGAGAGGACUGGGGCUGGAGGACCCUGAACCAUAGAUUCAUUGCUGCCACCAUCCUUUAGGAAGCUUAGCUUGGAAAAAGAGGAGUGAGAUUUAUUGCACUUGUAGGUCUAAUUAGGGGGGAAGGGGGGCUUCUGGCCUGUUCACUGGCUCCCUCUCCUCUUCAGGGAUCUGGGGCCGCCUCCUCCCGAGCUGUGGCCUUGUUUUCACCCCUAUACUUUGAAAGGAAAGUUUGUGACUGAACCCUGCUUUCAUAGUAGUGUCAUUUUUAAAGCUUGAUACUCGUUUUAUUUCUUCAUCAAACUCCACCCUCUGCUUAAAUACUGCAUACAAAUUACAAUUUACAACGGCAUUUACCGAUCCUUCUGAUCUGGCUAUAAUGCACAGACUGCAGCUGGCUUGAGCUUCUGCAUCAUUUAAUCGAUGUUUGCAAGCUCGCGCAUUCACUGGGCAAAGCUGGCUGCAGGUUGCAGUGGCAUCGCACAGGACAGACAUUAAUUGUAGUUCCUACUUUUUUUCAAUAUGUUUGGCUACUCGGUUCAGCGAGGAAGAAUGCCUCCAACCCAGCCCAAUCCAGGCCAGUAUGCACUCACAAACGGGGAUCCUCUCAAUGGCCACUGCUACCUGUCUGGCUACAUUUCUCUGCUGCUGCGCGCAGAGCCCUACCCCACGUCGCGUUAUGGCAGCCAGUGCAUGCAGCCCAACAACAUCAUGGGCAUCGAGAACAUCUGCGAGCUGGCAGCCCGCCUCCUCUUCAGCGCCGUCGAGUGGGCCCGCAACAUCCCGUUCUUCCCGGAUCUGCAGAUCACGGACCAGGUGUCUCUGCUGCGCCUCACCUGGAGCGAGCUGUUCGUGCUCAACGCGGCCCAGUGCUCCAUGCCCCUGCACGUGGCGCCGCUGCUGGCCGCAGCCGGCCUGCACGCCUCGCCCAUGUCCGCGGACCGCGUCGUGGCCUUCAUGGACCACAUCCGCAUCUUUCAGGAACAGGUGGAGAAGCUCAAGGCGCUGCACGUCGACUCUGCCGAGUACAGCUGCCUCAAAGCCAUCGUGCUAUUCACGUCAGAUGCUUGUGGCCUGUCGGAUGCUGCCCACAUCGAAAGCCUGCAGGAGAAAUCACAGUGUGCCCUGGAGGAGUAUGUGAGAAGCCAGUACCCCAACCAGCCCAGCCGCUUUGGCAAACUGCUGCUGCGAUUGCCCUCUCUUCGCACAGUGUCCUCCUCUGUCAUCGAGCAACUCUUCUUCGUACGUUUGGUAGGUAAAACUCCCAUCGAAACUCUCAUCCGAGAUAUGUUGCUGUCAGGGAGCAGUUUCAACUGGCCUUACAUGUCCAUCCAGUGUUCCUAGACUUUGGGUGUUUCCCACCCAAUCCUGCUCCCUGACUCCCUAGAGACUAAGAGGACUCUCCCUGACCAAGGACUAAAAAGCCUUUGGGGAUGCUGGUAUGAUGGACCAGGCAGGCCAGGCAGACGGGAGGAGGGCUGGGAACAAGAGCAGCCCACUCUGCAGGAAUGCAACCUGAGCUGCAAACCAGGAGAAAAGGAGACUCAUUUAGGAUCUGAUCUGUAAGUACAUUGGAAAGGAAAGAAAAAGGACCUCGUGUCUGGUGAGAAAAUGAAAAAAAAAAAAAAAAAAAGAACGAUUUGGAAGAGAGGACCAUGAGAAAUUUAAUAAAAUAGAUGGACCUUCCAGGAUUUAUUGUGGAUGGAUGUGGAUAUAUUCUGUACAGAAAACUACUCAUAUGGAAGUGGACUGAAUCCUAUGUAGAAACAUACACUGAACAUUGUUAUUCAUUUUGUAAAAUACUAGUGUUUAUUUUCAUUUUUUGUAAAAUUUAAACAUCGUAUGCGCAUAAACAAAAAUGAACAAGAAUUAGGGGGAAAUAACAUUUUCCAAAUAAUUAUAAAAAAUUUGUCCUGUGUCUAUGUAUCUAUAUCUGUUUUGUAUUUUUUCUGGUUCCAAACCAGAUUUCCUGUGAUUCUAUACUAAUAAUUUUUGAUAUAACCCUUUGCUUCUUAUAAUGAGUGCGAUAUAUGUUGUCGAGGCUGUUCUUCAAGAAUUAAAAUUGAAGUGAAAAUUUAAACAAAAAUAAAAGAAUUUAGCAAAA